AUGCGUCUGAGGAGGCUUACUCGGAUAUUAUGCCGCGAGACAAUACCUCGACCAAGGCGGCAGGGGACGAGGCGGGCCCUGAUUGUCAGCAAGUUGCGGAGACUAUUGUGUGCGCCACAUUUCCUGCUGGACCCACUGUGCCUUCCGCAUCUGACGCGCGUCUUCAGUGCCGAGACCCACGUCACGGAGACUCGAACAAUAACGGAGCGACCACUGGCCAGCGAGUCCGCGGACAAUCAAGCAGGUCAACUCGUCACCGCCGAGCUUGCCAGGGCCCGAGAGGACUGCCGCAGGCGCGUCCGCGAGCUCGCCGCGGAAUGUCGCGCAGGGAACAGGAGAUUCCGCGACCUCGACUUCGACCUCGAGGAAGACCGCCAGCGCUGCCUUCACGGCUGCACUCGUCCUGACCCACCUUUCAAGCCCUCCGACGUCCAGCGCGUUACCCAGAUCUUCGACCAGCCGCGCUUCUUCUCCGACGCGGGACCGAACUCGGGCGAUAUCAUCCAGAGCGAGGCGCUGGGGAACUGCUGGUUCUUGUCUGCGCUGUCGACGUGCGCGGCGAUGGAGGGGCUGGUGGACAGGUUUUGUGUGGAGCGCGACGAAGCGGUCGGGAUUUAUGGCUUCAUUAUCUUCAGGGACAAUGCGUGGAUGCCGGUCAUCAUCGACGACCUGCUGUACACCUGCAUUCCCAAGUUCGAAGACCUGACGGCCGCCGAGAAGGCACUCUACCACAACGACCUCGAGACAUACAAUCGGUCAGCAAGGAAAGGCGGAGGUACUCUCUACUUCGCCCGCUCUGGUCAACAAGGCGAGACCUGGGUCCCGCUCCUCGAGAAAGCGUACGCGAAGCUGCACGGCGACUAUGCGUCGCUGGUUGCAGGAUGGGACGGCGAGGCGGUGGAGGAUCUGACUGGCGGCGUCGCUGGUAUCGUGCAGAUCAAGGACAUCCUCGACCCCGACCACUUCUGGACGCACGAGCUCCUCCGCGCCAACAAGGAUCGCUUAUUCGCAUGCUCCUUCGCAGACGAUGCAAAUCUCGCACCCAACACCGCCCUCAAAUCCACCGGCCUCUUAGCCUUCCACUCCUACUCCGUCCUCCGCGCCGUCGAGGCGCGCGGCAAGCGCUUCCUUGUCCUGCGCAACCCGUGGGGCGGCGGCGGCGGCGUCUCCGGGGGAAGCGGUGGCUGGGCUGGGCCCUGGUCGAACGGGUCGAGGGAGUGGACGCAGGAGUGGCUCGGGAUCUUGCCGGUGCUGAAGCAUAGCUUUGGGGACGAUGGGCGGUUUGUAAUGGAGUACAAAGACUUCCUCGAAUUCUUUGGACGCAUGGAUAGGACGCUACUAUUCGACUCGCGAUGGGUCAUGGCGUCACAUUGGGUCUUCUUGACGUCCACGCCAUCGCCGUGGACGUCUUCGUAUGGUGAUGUGUCGUUCACCAUCACCAUUCCCGCCAAGACCCGCGCCGUCAUCGUCCUCUCCCGCGUCAACGAACGAUACUGGAUGGACCUGCGUGGAUGUUACGAGUGGAAUAUCGACUUCAAGCUGUAUAAGAGGGGCUCAAAGAAGUGCAUCGGCCGCUCGGUGCACUCGUCGUCCUGGAAGAAGAGCGUUAGCUUGGAGACGGAGCUCGAUGAGGGCGAGUAUGUCGUGCAUGUGAGUGUCCACUCGCUUUCCUACUGA
Schizophyllum commune H4-8 is the source of this 1677-nucleotide messenger RNA. Its product is annotated as cysteine proteinase. Gene Ontology annotation, molecular function: calcium-dependent cysteine-type endopeptidase activity. Lineage: Eukaryota; Fungi; Basidiomycota; Agaricomycetes; Agaricales; Schizophyllaceae. The coding region runs from base 1 to 1677 and encodes 558 amino acids. The transcript is spliced from 10 exons. The record is from RefSeq and is a predicted model, not a curated record. Gene Ontology annotation, cellular component: cytoplasm. Gene Ontology annotation, biological process: proteolysis.